Messenger RNA from Anthostomella pinea, 1269 nucleotides. The record is from the annotation of a GenBank genome assembly. NCBI's taxonomy places the organism in Eukaryota, Fungi, Ascomycota, Sordariomycetes, Xylariales, Xylariaceae.
AUGGAUAAUCACGGCAUAGCCCGCGUAGCCCGAACCCUCCGAACCGACGAGCAACGCCGUCAAGACGUCGAGAAGAUCAACAAGUACCGCCAACUUGACGAGUCGAUCCGUGCCCAGGCCUCGAGCGGCGCCUACGACCCGGCCCUCUUCCAACUCACCUCCCGACUCCUCCGCCUGAAUCCCGAAUACUACACGAUAUGGAACGUCCGUCGGCGUUGUCUAAUCUCUGGCUUAUUGUCCAAACCGUCGGCUGGAUCCUGGCCCUCGAAGGCGUCGCCGAGUUCUUCUCUGAGCGACACUACGAAACCGUCAUGCGACGAAUCCUCGUCCUCUUCCUCGGCUGCGAUCCCGCCAGACCCCAGCUUCCCGACGACUGGGAAGAGUGGUACAACGGCUGAACUCACUGGAUCUGACCAUCAGCAGCCGCCGUCCGAGAGCGAUGUGGCGUCGGACAUCAAUAUGCUGCAAUCUGAGCUCGCAUUCACGAUGCCCAUGCUCCUGGAACACCCCAAAUGCUACUGGAUCUGGAAGUACAGGAACUGGAUCCUCGAGCAAGCCAUUCUCCGACUGCCUGCCCAGGCCGCAAGGAAGAUAUGGGAAGCCGAGCUGGCCCUUGAUUCCAUGAUGCUGACCAAAGACACCCGCAACUUCCACGCCUGGGGCUACAGGCGGCGCCUGGUCGCCAGGCUCGAGAGUCCUGCACUCCUUGGGAAGAGUAUGGUUGAAGACGAGUUUGACUACACCACCAUGAAGAUAGAGGGGAACUUGUCAAAUUUCUCCGCUUGGCACAGCCGAAGUCGUUUGCUGCUGCGCUUACUUGACGAACGAGGACUUGAUGACAAAGCGAGAGCAGCUUUUCUUGACGAGGAGCUCGAGUACAUCCAAGAAGGGCUGAAUGUCGGGCCUGACGAUCAGAGUCUGUGGUACUAUCAUCGCUAUCUGGUGUUGCAAAUCGUCGGCCGUGCUACUGGCCAGUCCUCGAUCGCCCCGGCAUUGGCAGUGGAAGAAAGAGUCGCUUACUUGACAAAGGAGAUACAGUUUAUUAAUGAGUUGCUUGAAGACUACGGAGAUAUCAAGUGGAUUUGCAAGGCCCUUCUUGAAUACACCUUGGCCUUACAGGAGUUAAGUCAAGGCAGUGACAGUGACGGCCAGCAGGAUGAUCCUCGGACAUGGCUGGCAAAGCUGCGGAAACUUGACCCUAUGCAAGCGGGUAGGUGGGAUGAUGUCGAAAGGAAGCUAGCCUCACAUAGCACCCAAGCAGAACAAUGA